AUGGUCACACACAAUGGGUUGAUGCGCGUAUUUUGGCCAUCAGACGCUCCCAGGGACUCUGCGCCGGGUGUUCUGGUAGGCUUCAGAAACUCAAAGUCGGAUGUCUUUGUCGUCGGUGUGCUACAAGACGUCGAGUUGCGCCAGGUCGAGAAUGCACUGCUCGUGGGAACCUUGCUGCGACACAGCCCCCACGAUAUCCAAGAACUACUGCAGCGAUGUGGACACUCCUCUGUGCGCGCAUUGGGUUCCGUUAAUCCUAAGACGCCAGCCGAUCAAUCUGGCGCCGACCUUCUCACAGUCCAUACCGACCCUUCGCUCCGUUUCCCGCGCCUUCAUCACCCCGACGAUGCCCUUAUAACCAUGCAAGUCAUCGUCUACGACCGACCGCACCCAACGCGUAUGCAAUACCUCUCACUCAAGCCCAUCACGCUGGCUCUGGGGGACAAGACAAAGGUCGCAGAAUGGGACGUGGCUUUCGAAGAGCUAGAACGAGCAGAAGAGAGGGAACGUAAGAGGAAAGCACACCUUGUCGAAAAGCUGAAGCUACACAGAGUGAUUGCACAUCCUCGCACACAGAAAGAGCUGGCAUUGCCCAUGAUCAUUGAGCAGGUGAACUGUUCGUACGAACUGAACGCCCUACUGCAGAAGAAUAUUGGCAUGAUUGGCAGACGCAUGAAGCGAGCUCUGAGUGUCAGUGAGCGCGUCGUUGAGUCGGCCAACGAUCUCUGGGACUACAUCUGGCUUGUACUCCACUAUGCAUUCAGAGUCUGGAUAUGGCCCAUAGCUGCGCAGUUGUUCAUUUUUGGGCUGAUUACACACCGUAUAAUGGGCGAGGCAGUUCUUCAGGUUCUGCAUUGGCGGCCAGGCUCUUCUGACUCGCCAGCCCUGAAAGACAUCUCUGCAACAGCACAGCAGAUCGACAUCAGAUUGCAACAGUCUUGCUACUGGCCCAUCCAGUAUCUCACCUUGCGCAGAAGGAAGAUCAAUUGGGAAAGCAUCACCAACAGUCACCCAGAAUACAUCAGAUUCUACAAUAGCCUUUGGCUGGUUGCUAAUGAUGUCAUAAUGGGCAUUGCUGUCGGAACAUUCAUCAUCGAGAAUGCUUCAUUCGUGGCGGCUCAAGUCGACACCAUUUUCAGCACCUGGUCGGUCGACGGGCUACGGCGUAUGAUAUCAUGGCUCAUGGGCUGGCCUGGAGGCUUGAAGUUGAACACUGAGUUGGCUGCAUUCCUUGGCGACCUGUUUCUGUGGGUCAUCGACUACUGGGCUGGCUGCAUAUCACUCUUGCGACCAAAUCUGCCUGCGCUCGUCCAGAUCAUCGGCUUUUCAGCUUUUGCUGGCGCCACUAUGCCCAUCUCAAUCUUUUCAGAUCUCGUCUCACUAUUGACGUUGCAUAUUUACUCAUUCUACGUCGCAUCUGCCCGCAUCUUCCAUUGGCAGCUAACUAUCAUCAUAUCGCUCUUUCACCUCUUCCGUGGGAAAAAGCGCAAUAUUCUCCGUAAUCGGAUCGACUCAUGCGACUACGACUUGGACCAGCUGUUACUUGGGACAAUUCUUUUCACACUGCAAUUCUUUCUACUGCCGACAGUGUUCGUCUUCUACCUGACAUUCGCAAGCGCACGCAUUGCAGUCAUUGGCCUGAAGGCCGCGUUGGAGAUGGGUUUGGCAUGCCUUAAUCACUUCCCGCUCUUCGCAGUCAUGCUCCGGCUCAAGGAUCCCGGACGACUGCCCGGAGGGAUAUACUUCGAGCUUCAAAACACUACCGAUGCUAGCUCUAACACGGCAGGCUCGGUAAACUCACCCCCCACUGCCUACGUGCUGCUAAAAUCAAUCCCAUUAUCUCUUCGCGCCAUGUUCCAACCUUACUUUGACCUAGGCGAUCGCAUACGCAAGCACUAUUUCUCGCCUAGUGUCUUGCUAUGUCUAGUUUCCGGACAAUUUGUUCCACCUAUUCACCGCCGCAACCUGUAUAGCUUACAUCUUCUCACUCCUCCAUCGUCAACUGUGAUUUUCUGCAAUACUCAGUCAUCAAAGAAACUUCUCACAAUGGCGACCAAAGACGCCGUGCAGACUUCACAAGUCGGUCGUAUGAAAUUCGACCCUUCUUCGUUCUUGCUCGUUCGCGUGGGCUGUGAUUCCUCUCAACAAGAAUUCCUACUCCAUGAGGGCAUUCUUUGUGCACGUUCAGAGUUCUUCCGCCGCGCUCUAAAUGGCAACUGGAUUGAAAAGAAGGAACGACUUGUCAAGCUACCCGAAGACGAUCCCCAGACUUUCGCAUUCUACGUCAGCUUCAUCUACACCAAUGUGAUAUUCGACGCUACAGCCCUCCAAACCAUGACACCGGACGAGUUCCAAGCACACAUCCUAGCUGUUGUCAAACUCUAUGUCCUAGCCGAAAAGCUGCAAGACAGGCAAGCCAAGAACGAGGCUUUGCGGACCGUGCUCAGCGACACUGCAGAGCGAUCGUUUGCCGACAGUCUACCUAACGCCGAAAUUGUUCAGUUCAUGUACAACAACACCCUACAAGGUAGCCUUGGACGACGUCUCAUGGUCGAUCUCUGGAACGACGUACACGCGACGAGCAUCAUUGAGCAACGUGAGGGCAUCUGCAAGGAGUUCUUUGUUGAUCUCGCCCAUGCACUCCUUGGUGAACGUCCUUCGCGAAAGCGGAACGGGGCUCUGUCCUAUGGAGCCAAGGAAUAUUGCGAGGAGCUGUGA
This is a messenger RNA of Alternaria postmessia, 2718 nucleotides long. RefSeq lists its product as uncharacterized. Gene Ontology annotation, biological process: GPI anchor biosynthetic process. Gene Ontology annotation, cellular component: endoplasmic reticulum; membrane. Gene Ontology annotation, molecular function: protein binding. The coding region runs from base 1 to 2718 and encodes 905 amino acids. The record is from RefSeq and is a predicted model, not a curated record. The transcript has 5 exons. Lineage: Eukaryota; Fungi; Ascomycota; Dothideomycetes; Pleosporales; Pleosporaceae.